This is a messenger RNA of Aspergillus ruber CBS 135680, 732 nucleotides long. RefSeq lists its product as uncharacterized. The coding region runs from base 370 to 732 and encodes 120 amino acids. The transcript is spliced from 6 exons. The record is from RefSeq and is a predicted model, not a curated record. NCBI's taxonomy places the organism in Eukaryota, Fungi, Ascomycota, Eurotiomycetes, Eurotiales, Aspergillaceae.
GGGAAGUUAUCCAGCAAGUAUAAGAUGCUUACGAAUAUAAGUUAGAGUACUCUAUAUAUCUCCAUUAAAGGAUAACGAUCAUAGAAGUACAGGUUACACCAUGCUCCUAUUUGCAAAUAUCAUCCGAUGUGCAUGUACCUAGACCUGUCAACAUCCGCACCUCCCGUGCUAGCUGCCGGUUGCCUCGUCUCAAUGUCAUAUACCGUGCAUAUAGUUUAACAUUUUCUUUGUCCCAGUGGAAAAAGGGUCUCAUCAACAUCUGUCACUUAAGCUCACUUCACCGCUUGUCUAUCGCUUCCGUUCCCAGUGCUCCAUAUCUGAUAGAGAUCCGUGUCCGUGUACAAGUACGUAUGUACAUAGUACAUAGCUAUGGGGUCCGACAGAAAAAUCAAAUGCCGACGGGUGCCUGUCCUCCGUGGCUUAGAACACUGGAGGGAGGAAUUUUGUGGUGCCAUUAGGUAUAUCAUGCUAUGGUAUGCUAUGCUAUAUGUUAAAAUGAUUGUCAUGGUAGGAGAUAUACGCGCCAUGUACGAACGUGCACAGAUGGCGGUGGCUGUGACAGUCAGUAACAGUGACAAGGGUGCAACAGGUGUAGCAAACGUAGCCGUUUCUUCGCCCCCAAAAAUGAAAAGAAAACAGUCGGUCGAACACGAACACCCACGUGCCAAUAUCUCAGUUACAAUGGAUGAUGCACUUACCGCUCCCCCACGAUACAACAAGGAUCACAAGUGA